AUGUUUCUUUUAUCGGCAUUCUUUUCAGUAUUCUUUUUCCCCUUUCUUUUGUCUCUUUUUUCAUUCAAAGCAGUUAGAAUAUCUUUUCGUUUGUGUUUUCUCCUAUUAUCGGCAUAUUCUUUUGUCUCUUCUUUUUUGUCCCAUUCUUUCGUUUGUGUUUUUAUUAUCAGCACUUUCAAUUGUCUCUUUUCUACAUUUAUCCUGUAUUCUUUAUCGGCAUCUAUUAUUCUUUCUUUCAAUGUCAUUUUUUUAUUCUGCACUUUCAAUUCUUUCUUUUGUGUUUUCCUUUAUCCAUAUAGUAUUCUUUUUUCCUCUUUAAUCCUUUUUUAUUAUCUACAUAGAAUAUUCUUUCAUUUGUUUUCCGAUUAUCUUCAUUCUAUAGUAUUCUUUGUCUUCUCUGUUAUUCUUUCCUCUACAUUCUACAUAUUAUUCUUUCCUUCAUUCUUCCCCCUUUUGUGCUCUUCAUUCUACAUUAUUUUUGUCUCAUGUGUCAUUCAUUUUCCUCUUUUACAUCCAUUCUUUUGUCUCUGUGUCAUUUUUAUUCAGCAGUUAGAAUAUUCUUUUAGUUUCAUCACAAUAUUCUCAGCAUAUCCUCUUCUUUUGUCUCUGUGUCUUUUAUUAUCAGCAGUUCUUUAUUCUUUCAUUUGUGUUUUCUUAUCUCUUAUAUGUAUUCUUUUUGUCUUCAUUUUAUUAUCAUCCCUUAGAAUUCUUUUCAAUAUUCUUUCAUUUGUGUUUCCCUUCAUUAUCGGCAUAUCUAAUUCUUUUUGUCUCUGUGUCUUUUUUCAUUAUUCCUCUUUCAAUAUUCUUUCGUUUGUGUUUUUCUAUUCAUUCAUAUAUAGUUUUCUUUUGUCAUCUUUUAUUUUUUCUUCUUGUCAUUUUUAUUAUUCCCCUUUCAAUAUUCUUUUCAUUCUGUUUUCUCAUUAUUUGCAUUCAUUUCCUCUUUUGUCUCUGUGUCAUUUAUUAUUCUUUCGUUGUUUUUCCCAUCAUCACAUUCAUUCUAUUCUUUUGUCUCUGUUUCUUUUUUAUUAUCAGCAUUUAGAAUAUUCUUUCAUUUUCUUCCCCCUUUAUCGGCAAUAUAGUCUUCUUUUGUCUCUGUGUCAUUUUUUAUUAUUCAGUUUCAUAUUCUUUCGUUUGUCCUUUCAACUUUGCCCAUCAUCCCAUUCAUUAUUUUUUUUGUCUCUCUGUCAUUUCAUUCUCAGCACAGUUAGAAUAUUCUUUCGUUUGUUUUUUCAACAUUGCAUAUAUAGUCAUUCUUUGUCUCUGUGUCUUUUUAUUAUCUACAGUUACAUGAAUAUUCUUUCAUUCAUUUUUCCUCUUUUUCUCUUCAUUCUGCUUUAUAUAGCAUUCUUUUUGUCUCUGUCUUUUAUUAUCACACUUUCUUUGCAUUCAUUUUCCUCUUUCGAUGCUCUAUCCAACAUUUUGUCAUCCUUUCUUUUUUAUUUUCAGCAAUCCUCUACAUUCUACAUGUUUAUUCUUUCAUUCAUUCUUCCUGUUUCAAUGCUCUUCAUUCUACAUAGCUCAUCUUUGCAUUUCUUUCCUCUUUCCUAUUAUCGGCAUAUUCAACAUUUUAUUAUCAGCAUCAUCCCUUCAUUCUUCCACUUUCAAUCCUCUACAUUCUGUGUCUUUUAUAUUCUUUCAUUCUUCCCCUUUUUUCAAUGCUCUUAUUUUGUCUCUGUGUCUUUGCAUUCAUUUUCCUCUUUUCGAAUAUUCUUUCAUUUUAUUCUUUUUGUCUCUGUUCUUUUAUUUUCAAUGCUCUUCAUUCUAUAUCUUUCAUUUGUGUUUUCCUAUUAUCUACAUAUAGUAUUCAUUUUCCUCUCUUUCAUUUCAGCAGUCCUUCUUAGUUUGUGUUUCAAUAUUUGCCCAUCAUCCCAUUCAUUGUCUCUUUGUCCUUUACAUUCAGCAUUAGAAUUAUCUCAUUUGCAUUUUCUUUUCUCUUUCGUCAUGCUAGUAUUCUUUUGUCUCAUCCACUUCAUUUUAUUAUCGUUUCCAAUAUUCUUUUCUGUUUGUGUUAUUUUUCGGCACAUACAUUUCUUCCCCCUUUCAAUGCUCUUCAUUUAUAUAUCACCCCUUGCAUUCAUUUUCCUUUUUCGUUGCUCCUAUUCCUUUUGCCCAUUAUCCCAUUUGUCUCUACCACUUUUUAUUAUCCUCCCAUUCUACAUGAAUAUUCUUUCAUUCAUUCUUCCCUCUUUCAAUGCUCUUCAUUCUACAUUUUAUUAUCAUCUUUUACAUUCAUUUUCUCUUUCAUUGUCCUUUCCCAUUAUCAUCAUCCCCUUCAUUUUUGUCCACUUUCAAUCCUCUACAUUCUCAUCUUCUUUCUUUUACAUAGCUCAUCUUUUUCAUUCAUUUUCCUCUUUCGGUGCUCCUAUUCUUUUGUCCAUCAUCCACUUCAUUCUACCAAUUUCAAUCCUCUACAUUCUACAUGAUAUUCUUUCAUACAUUCUUCCCCUUUUAAUGCUCUUCUUUCUACAUUAUUAUCUUUGCAUUCAUUUUUCUUUCUUUCUAUUGCAAAUUCCACUUGUCAACGUUUCAUUUUUCUUCAGUUCUACAUUCUUUCUUUCUUUUCCAUUCUUCAUCUUUUGUCUCUUCAUUCUACAUAGCUCAUCUUUGAAUAUUCCUCUUUCGUGUUCCCUUUCAGCCACAUCAUCCCCUGUUCUUUUCUACCACUUUCAAUCCCCUCCAUUCUACAUUUAUUCUUUCAUUAUAGUUCUUCCUCUUUCAUUCUUCAUUCUACAUAGCUCAUCUUUGCAUUCAUUUCCUUCUUUCGUGCUCCUAUUCAACAUUGCAUCAUCCCUUCCAUUUCUACCACUUUCAAUCCUCUACAUUCUACAUGAAUAUUCUUUCAUUCAUUCUUCCUCUUUCAAUGCUCUUCAUUCUACAUAG
Messenger RNA from Acanthosepion pharaonis, 2880 nucleotides. The record is from the annotation of a GenBank genome assembly. NCBI's taxonomy places the organism in Eukaryota, Metazoa, Mollusca, Cephalopoda, Sepiida, Sepiidae.